Messenger RNA from Sclerotinia sclerotiorum 1980 UF-70, 168 nucleotides. RefSeq lists its product with no specific name. The record is from RefSeq and is a predicted model, not a curated record. Bases 1 to 168 code for a protein of 55 amino acids. Lineage: Eukaryota; Fungi; Ascomycota; Leotiomycetes; Helotiales; Sclerotiniaceae. The transcript has a single exon.
AUGAGAAGUGUGUUGGAGCGGAUGCAGUUGUUUGCGGAAGAUUUGGUUACGAGGGAGGUGCAGAAUAGGGGUCAUUGGGUACAUUUUGAGGCGAAGGAUGAGGUGAAUGGGUUUUUAGAUGAUGAUUACGAGGGGAAAUUAAGCUAUGGGACUUGUAAGGCUUUAUGA